CUUGCGUCAGACGCCAAGAGAAUGGUCGACGCAGGAUGCGACUGGCUUCACCUGGACAUCAUGGACGGGUAUGCGCGGAGAAGUUCUGUGAAUUCUCCGUUUUUGGAUUUCCUCGCGUCAGGGGCUUUUCCAGAAGAAGGCAAAUCUUUCAUUGUGGUCCUUCAAUCUCGUCUUUUUUUUCCUUGUCAAAAGUCGGCUUCCAGCUAGGACUGUUAGAGUUGCACUUUGAGUUCUUCCACGUUUCUCGUUGCCUGCGCUGGCUCUCCCUGGGCGCCUCUUUUUUACAAGAAAGUCUCCUCUUCCGUCUCACACGGCUCUCUGUCAGUAACCUCGACACCACCCUUCACCCGGCAUCCGUGCUCUCUUCUGCUGGUCAUUUUCUCGCUUUUUCUCUCUCCGUCUCUCUCAAGGAGCCGCUUCGGUUUCUUCUUCCCUCCUCUGCGUCGCUCUCGCGGUGUAUAUGGGAGUCCAAGCCGAGCUGCAGCACCCUGUUUCUGGCCCUGCUCUUUCUUCUUUGUUUUUCGUGCUCUGUGGAGCACCGCACCGUGUGUCUCUCUCUGUCGGUCCCGGUCUUUGCUUCAGCGCUCUCUGUUUCGCACCUCCCUCUUUCUCUGUCUCCUUUCGCGUUCUGUUCACUCGUGCGAACGCGCGCGCCCUGUCUGCUCGAGCUCGCCUCGCGGCUCUGUCGCUGUGUUUUCAGGCACUUUGUACCGAAUAUUUCGUUCGGCCCCGGCGUGGUGAAGGCUCUUCGCGGCCAUCUGAAGUCGGCUUUUUUCGACGUCCACCUGAUGGUUUCCGAACCUGAAAAGUGGAUUCAGCCGUUUGCGGAUGCGGGUGCGAAUUCGAUCACUUUUCACUGGGAGUCUGUGGGCGGAGAUCUGCAGAGAGCCGCUGAACUCGCCAAGCGGAUUCAAGCGCGAGGCAUCAAGGCAGGACUCGCCAUCAAACCUGCAACCAAGUUCGAAGACCUCGGCGAAGCACUCGCGGGAGACAACUUCGACAUGCUGCUGGUCAUGACUGUCGAGCCAGGCUUCGGCGGCCAAAAAUUCAUGGCGGACAUGCUCCAAAAAGUCCGAACUGCUCGCUCGUUGUUCCCCAAACUCAACAUUCAGGUGGACGGAGGCCUGGACGGCGAGACGGUGAAACCUGCAGCGUCUGCGGGGGCGAAUGUGAUUGUCGCGGGAACGAGCAUGUUCAAAGCGGAGAAUCCGGCAGCGCUGAUGACUUUUAUGCGCGAUGUGAUCGCUGCAUCCGAUACUUUGUGAACGAAACAGACUACGGAGACCGCACAGGCGCGAAAGGCGAAGAUGCAGAAGUGACAAGGAUAUAUGGCAUUCAGUAAGACAGCCACCCUUGCAUCCCCUCGUCGCUAUAAAUGCAUACAUUUGUAUUCAUAUAUAUAUAUAUAUAUACAUGUUCGCAUGUAGGUAUAUGCAUUCGCACGCUGGCGUAUGUGUUUCUUUUCUCGAAAACAGUAGCGUUGCUUAGAGGGGUGGAGAGAGAGAAGAUCACGAGGCAUCCUGAGAACGCGUGAGGAGGCGAGAGGAAACGCCUAGCGAGAAGAGGAACGAGUAGAGGAGGGAGGGCUCCUGAGAGUGAGGAAAGACAGAAGUCACAGGGAGAGUGAGAGGUGGCGACAGAGGUUAGAAAGAAAAGAGAACGAGAGACGAAAAGCGAACUGCAGGGGAACAGAGGGAAAGGAGAGUCGAAGGGGAAGCAAGAAGAGGCGCAGCAGACUUGACUUCGUCCCUUUUAGGCAACCAAUCCGGAGAGAGUGCUCCUGCAAACUCUUUUCUCUACCAGGUUUCAUCUAACACUGUCUUCCAAAGUCUGUAACCUGAACCGGCGUCUUGCUGAGGUGUACAUACACCGCGGAAAAGUAACCGUUCCACAAGAGGUGUCCCAGAGCAACUGUCGGACGAGAGAAUUUGAAUGCAAAGGAAAGAA
Molecule: messenger RNA, 1947 nt
Organism: Toxoplasma gondii ME49
Lineage: Eukaryota; Apicomplexa; Conoidasida; Eucoccidiorida; Sarcocystidae
Product: ribulose-phosphate 3 epimerase family protein
Exons: 5
Coding region: 36-1265 (409 amino acids)
Biological process (GO): carbohydrate metabolic process; pentose-phosphate shunt, non-oxidative branch
Cellular component (GO): cytosol
Molecular function (GO): D-ribulose-phosphate 3-epimerase activity; metal ion binding
Source: RefSeq, a predicted model, not a curated record